UGCAGGGAAGCAUUCACAAGCUCUUAUGCCAGCAUCCAAUAUGUCGGAUUUUACAUUUAUUAUAGUUGUAUGAAAACGUGCCGAUCAACUCGCCUCUUUGGUUGCUCAGUUCAGCUGUUGUCAGUUUCUCUGCUGGGGUGAAAUCUUCACUGUGGGGUGAUGGACAAGGAACGGAGAGCCUCAAACCAGUACGGGUCGCUGGAAUGCACUAAAUGGAAUACGGAGACCGAAAAAGUGACAGGCGACAAAACAGAGGAGGACGUGGUGUCCAUGGCAGACUCCACCAUCACUAUAGAUGACAUCGAGGGGGAGCUCUUUAAGAUCGAGCGCAUCCGUGAUGCAUUGGUGAGACGCGAGUCUGAACUGAGAUACAUGAUGGAUGACAUUCAGCUCUGUAAGGAGAUCACACGGCUGAAGAAGGAGCUCCAGAAGCUGGUGUCCAUUCCAGAUAAUGACAAAUCAAAUGAAGACAAACAGAAGGAAGAGGAGCUGCUCUUGCAAAUCCACAAGCUGGUGGAGACCAGGGACUUCCUGGUGGAUGACGUGGAGUUUGAAAGACUGAGGGAACGUGAGGAAGACAAAGAAAUGGCUGAUUUCCUGAAGUCAAAGUUCCCCAAGAGCUCCAAGAACAGAGAUCCAUUGUCCAACCGCAGACUGGCGUCCCGGGCCCAGCGGUCCUCCUCCUCCCCGUUCGUCACUAAGACGGGGCUGACCCUGCUGAAGGAGUGCUGCGGCUUCACCUGCUCCGUCAUGUAGGGGGCGCAGAGGCAUCGGCACGAGGUGCCACCGCAGGCCCACUGGCUGGUUGUGCCACCACAGCACCCGAUAUGCAUGCCACUUGUGCUGCCCGUCCAGUGCACAGAGAGGGUUUCCCUUGAGAGUUGUCUUUGUGUUUGUACAGUCUCUCUCUCUCUCUCUCUCCCACUCUCUCUCUCUGUCUUUCAUCUCUCUCUCUCUCUUUCUCCCACUCUCUCUCUGUCUUUCUUCAUCUCUCUCUCUCUUUCUCCCACUCUCUCUCUGUUUUUCUUCAUCUCUCUCUCUUUCUCCCAUUCUCUCUGUCUUUCUUCAUCUCUCUCUCUGUCUCUCUCUCUCCCCUCUAUAUCUGCACAUCUAUUGGCUGUUCAUUUCCUCCAGUGGAUUCAGCUGUCAGACACUCUGCUGACGUUGCUUUCAUCCUCGUCCCCCCGCUCUCAUUUCCCAGAAGGCAUUGCAGCAGUCUGUUGCAUCUCUGUUGUUCUGGCUUCUGUCGUUUGUCAUUUUUAGAGACUCUCUUGUGGUGGCCUCUCCUAAAGAUCCUCAUACAUGUACAAACAUCCAGGCAGUACUGUUUUAAAUACAGUAAUAGGCAUCAUUACCGCCUCAAGGAUUAUUUGUCAUUCUAAUAACUCAUUUUUGUGGCCAUUAAAAGAAACCAGGAACCAGACUAAUCAUCAUGCAGAAAGCAUUACUGUCCUAAUUUAGCACAAAUCAGUGACUUAACUGCAUUGAACUGACGUGACUGCCACUGUAGCUGUUCUCUCUGCAGCUACUGUUGGUCCUCAUUAACAGGCAGCAGCAGCAUCCAGCACAAUUGAUCAAAAUAUUUAAAAGUGAAUCUUCUGUAAACAUGUUAAUGUAUUCAGAGCUUCGUUUCUGAUUUAGGAGUGCAGUGAUUAAUUCUGAGACUGCUUGGGUAAAAUUAGGAAAAGCCUUAAGUCCAGCAGUAUCAUUAACAUAACAGGUAUUUAACUUCCAUUACACAUAGGGGUGCACUGACUGGACCUUGUUAAAUCUAAUUGGAUAUAAAUGACCUGAAAUGAAAGUUUAAUGUAUCAGAUUAUUGAAAGCCAGACAACCGUUUGUGCCAUUUUAACACUGUUUUAUGCUAGGCUGUUCCCCUUAAAGGACAGUUGAUCUCACCAGUGCCGGCCCGAGCCUUUUGGGGGCCCUAAGCAGAAUUUGAUUUGGGGGCCCCCUCCCACAACGCAGAGUCACCUGUGCUUGGCGAUAAUUGAC
Alosa alosa (allis shad) is the source of this 1995-nucleotide messenger RNA. RefSeq names its product phosphoinositide-3-kinase, regulatory subunit 6a (gene pik3r6a). NCBI's taxonomy places the organism in Eukaryota, Metazoa, Chordata, Actinopteri, Clupeiformes, Clupeidae. Bases 160 to 756 code for a protein of 198 amino acids. The transcript has 6 exons. The record is from RefSeq and is a predicted model, not a curated record.